CCGCGCAAAAUCUCAAACUUUCCGCGCAAAAUCUCAAACUUUCCUCAUCUGAAUCCGAAUGAUCUAAAUUUCUCGUAAUCUAAGAUAAGUUUUUGCAGAGAGAGAGAGAGAGAGAGAAAGAUGGAAUGAAAAAUCCCGCCAAUGCUUGGUUGCAGUAGCAUUUGGAAGAAGAGAACCCUCUUUCAUUCUGUUUCAAUCCAAUCGUCGCAAUAAUCACUUUUUUCUAGGGUUUGCUUUCCUAUCGCAUUUCUCUUCUGAAAUUAAGCUAAGGGAAUAUGUUGUUUGGUUGGUACUGAAAUGAGGCAUGGUGAAGCCAAUUCGGGCCAGGGUCCCAAGGUCAAUUUGUUGCAGCAUGCCAAUGCUCUUGAGAAUUUCUCCUCCCAAGCCAAAUUUUUGAGCUCCACUUUUCUGUUUUCUGUCCCACCUAAGAAGCCACACCACGAACAACCAAACCCCGGGUUUGUAUUUCGACGAAGUGAAACUAUUCAAGGUUCACAGAGAGUACAGGUCGAGAAGGCUUUGGCUGCUCAUUCAAGUCUACAAAAUUCUAGUAGGAACUAUGUCCAACCAGGAAAAACUCAGGUUACUCCUCAGCUUCAUGAAGAUAGGAGAACAACUUCCUUCCAUGGAGGCUAUGAGAAUGGCAACCAUAGAUGUCCUGAUGUUGCUGCAACUCCAAUUGUUAACAAUCAUAAUUCUCGGGGUUUGGAUGGUUCGGUAAACAAUCAUACUAAUUACACAGGCCAAAUCAACAAGUCUUCCAACUGCAUGGCUGUAGAUAUUGAUGAUGAUGAUUCUCUCUUUAAGAACAUUGAUGUUGACCAAAUUGUUGAGGACUAUUGCACUCCCAAACCAUCAAUAUCCAAGCUUCCUCCUAUAACACCAACUGCCGAUAAAGAUAAUUUUGCUAGACAGGGGGAUGAUGUUUUGCCACCGGAACUGUGUUUAGAUUGCGUGCAUGGGUACAUGUUAGGGUUUUGCCCUGAAGCAGCUAGCCAUUUGCAGGAUAUGAAGGAUAAUCUAAUUGCAAUCUUUAAUGAGCUGCUUGACAAUGGUGAAAACCUCAAUUCUACACAGAUAGCAAAGCUUCGCCAUGAUAGGUCACAGCUCAAUAAGCAAAUUCAGCAGCUUGAAAAAUAUAUUCAUUCUGGUAAUCUUAAUGAGGAAAGGCAAAAGUCACAUUUUUCUGCAUCCACGGCACCACCUACAUCUUUUGUGUAUGAAACACCUCAGCAAACUGUCCUCUGUAAUGGAUCUAAGAGAUAUGAUACUGAGGCUUAUAUGGGUAAUGGGACAUAUGGGUCGUCGUUCCAGUCUCUUCCACCUUUUUCUGUAGAUAAUUGUAGCAUGCCAUCAGGUUCCGUGGGGAGGGAAGUGUUCAUCCCAAAGAUUAUUGAAGUUAAUUACAUUGAAGGUUCUGGAGACAAACGCUGGAGCAGCUACGAUUUUUCUUGGACAAAAGAGUUAGAGGUUAAUAAUAAAAAAGUAUUUGGAAAUCACUCAUUUCGCCCCAAUCAAAGAGAGAUCAUUAAUGCCUCAAUGAGUGGAUGCGAUGUUUUUGUUCUGAUGCCCACUGGUGGUGGAAAGAGUCUGACAUAUCAGUUACCAGCUCUUAUUCAUCCCGGUAUAACAUUAGUAAUUUCUCCCCUUGUGUCCCUUAUUCAAGAUCAAAUAAUGCACCUAUUGCAGGCAAAUAUACCGGCUGCUUACUUAAGUGCCAAUAUGGAAUGGACUGAACAGCAGGACAUCCUCCGAGAACUUAAUUCUGAUUAUUGUAAAUACAAGUUAUUAUAUGUUACACCUGAAAAGGUUGCCAGAAGUGAUAAUCUUCUGCGACACUUGGACAAUUUACAUUUUCGUGAAUUGCUUGCAAGGAUCGUAAUUGAUGAGGCUCACUGUGUGAGCCAAUGGGGGCAUGAUUUUAGACCAGAUUAUCAGGGACUUGGUAUAUUGAAACAGAAAUUCCCAAAUACUCCUGUUUUAGCAUUAACAGCUACAGCAACAGCUAGUGUAAACGAAGAUGUCGUACAAGCACUUGGUCUUGUUAACUGCAUCAUUUUUCGGCAAAGUUUUAAUCGCCCAAACUUAAGGUAUUCUGUUAUCCCCAAGACCAAAAAGUGUUUAGAGGACAUUGACAAAUUCAUUAGGGAGAAUCAUUUUGAUGAAUGUGGCAUUGUCUAUUGUCUUUCACGAAUGGACUGUGAAAAGGUAGCUGAAAAAUUACAGGAAUGUGGGCAUAAAUGUGCAUUUUAUCAUGGUAGCAUGGAUCCUGUUCAGCGUGCCUCUGUUCAAAAGCAGUGGAGCAAAGAUGAGAUCAAUAUAAUUUGUGCUACUGUGGCAUUUGGAAUGGGUAUCAACAAACCUGAUGUCCGCUUUGUAAUCCAUCAUUCCCUCCCAAAAUCUAUUGAAGGCUAUCAUCAGGAAUGUGGACGAGCUGGUAGAGAUGGUCAACAUUCAUCCUGUGUAUUAUAUUAUACCUACAGUGAUUAUAUACGAGUUAAGCAUAUGUUAAGCCAAGGAGCAAUAGAGCAAAGUUCCAUGACAUCUGGAUACAACCGUUCAAAUAUGAUAAAUUCAGGAAGGAUACUAGAAACAAAUACUGAAAACCUUGUGCGAAUGGUUAGUUAUUGUGAAAAUGAUGUUGAUUGUCGGCGCCUUCUGCAGCUUGCUCAUUUUGGGGAGAAGUUCAAUUCUUCAACUUGUCUGAAAACAUGUGAUAAUUGCUUGAAGAUCACAAGUUUCAUUGAAAAGGAUGUCACAGAGAUUGCAAAGCAAUUGGUUGAACUUGUUAAGCUAACAGGACAGAGGUUCUCAUCAUCUCAUAUAUUAGAAGUGUAUCGUGGUUCCUUAAGCCAAAUGGUCAAGAAACACCGGCAUGAGAGUGUGAGCCUUCAUGGUGCUGGAAAGCAUCUAGCUAAGGGUGAGGCUUCCCGCAUAUUGCAUCAUCUUGUUGUGGAGGAUUUUCUUUGGGAGGAAGUAAAAAAAAGUGAUUUUUAUGGAUCAGUAUCAUCAAUAUUGAAGGUAAAUGAGCCCAAGAUCCAUAAUCUGUUUGCUGGGCAGAGAAUUAUAUUGAGAUUCCCAUCCUUGGUAAAGGCAUCAAAACCAGGGAAAUCUGAUGCAACUCCAGCUAAGGGUUCUCUGACUUCUGGAAAGCUGAAUGUUAUGCAAAUUGACCCUCCUUCACCUCAAACUGAAGUGGAUGAUAUUCUUUCAGCUAAGUUAUACAAUGCCCUGCGGUUGUUGAGGAAAAGUCUUGUUACAGAAGCUGGAGACGGUGUCAUGCCUCACCACAUAUUUGGUAAUGCUACGUUGCUUCUGAUAAGCAAGAGAGUGCCGAGAAGAAAAGAAGAACUCCUUGAUAUCAAUGGCAUUGGCAAGGCUAAGGUAAGCAAGUAUGGGGAUCAGUUACUAGAAAGCAUUGAAAAAACCAUAAAUGAACAUUACAAGUUGGACAAAGUCAGUAGCGGCAGCAAAGGAAGUUCAGAUUCUACCAAAAAGAGACGACUGUCAAAUGGAAAUCCAGAUGCAAAUGCUGAGGAUGAUGACGCCCCCACCAAAAGUACAGGUCGUUCAAAGAAAAGGAUGGUAAAGAGACAAAACAGAAAAGCUGUAAUAUAUGAUUCUCCAGAGGAAGAUUAUUUUCAAGGAUGCCCUGAUGAAGACCUAGAUUUUGACAUCAUAGAAAUUGAUGCAUUAGAUCAAGUGACUUGUAAAAAUGCUGCAGGAAGAGUACUACCUCAAUGGACAGCAUCUUGAAAUGAUAUAUGACGAUCAUAUUAUGUCAUGCCCCUUCAGAAUAUGUAUGUUGUCAUGGUAGGACUUUUGGUGUAUCAAACUUGUAGUUAUUUAUCGUUGUUGAAAGAACUUUGUUCAAACGGACGAGUGGAAGAUGACUACUAUAUAUACGCAGAUCAACGAAAAAAGCUCUGGAUUACUUGUAUUCUACCACCAUCAUUGUUGUCCAGUCUAACUAUUAAGGUGAAAAUGUAUGAAAAACUUUAACACUUUUAUGUGUAAAGAAUAGAAGAAUUAUUAAGGUGACAUUCAACUGGUCAAUAUCAGUAUAUGUCAAUGUAUAACUUUGAAAAUAGUUUUGUAUUUUGUUUGUAAGGGUUGUUAACCUGUGCUAACAACACCCAUUUUGUAAUGAAUAUCUACUGUAAGGGUUGUUAGCUUUCA
Molecule: messenger RNA, 4179 nt
Organism: Glycine soja
Lineage: Eukaryota; Viridiplantae; Streptophyta; Magnoliopsida; Fabales; Fabaceae
Product: ATP-dependent DNA helicase Q-like 4A
Exons: 25
Coding region: 298-3756 (1152 amino acids)
Biological process (GO): DNA replication; double-strand break repair via homologous recombination
Cellular component (GO): cytoplasm; nucleus; chromosome
Molecular function (GO): nucleic acid binding; ATP binding; four-way junction helicase activity
Source: RefSeq, a predicted model, not a curated record